Anarrhichthys ocellatus (wolf-eel) is the source of this 4600-nucleotide messenger RNA. RefSeq names its product IgGFc-binding protein-like. NCBI's taxonomy places the organism in Eukaryota, Metazoa, Chordata, Actinopteri, Perciformes, Anarhichadidae. Gene Ontology annotation, cellular component: extracellular matrix. The record is from RefSeq and is a predicted model, not a curated record. Bases 299 to 4381 code for a protein of 1360 amino acids. The transcript has 13 exons.
UUUUGCUUUACCCUUUGACCAUAAUUUGCUUGUGCUUAUACACUAGUUCUUGUUUUUUUCACUGCAGUGAACUCCUUUAUGACCUGGUAAAAUACGAUUAACUUGUCUCCUGGUCAACAAAGGUUUUCAAGACGUGUGUCACGUGAUGCUGUAUUUGCUCACUUCUGGGAAAAGCCACAUAAAGAAGCUUGGUCUAUUGGUGGAGGUCAGAAAGUAUUUAAGGAUCCUCAGAUCCUGCAACUGAACCCCCGAAUGCCUGUUGACCAGCACAGGUAUUAGGUCCCCUCCACUGACAAACAUGGGUGUGUUUGCUGCAAUCGUUUCAGCUCUUCUCCUGAGUGGGUUUUGCAGAGGAGGACCAACUACUUUAACACCACAGUCAGGCACCUGCUGGGUCAUUGGCACUCUCCACUACACUUUUGAUAACUAUCACUACACCUUCACGGGCAACUGCACCUACACCCUGGCCAAGAACUGCCAUGUUGAUGACACCCUCCCGGCCUUUGAGGUGGAGACCAAGAACGCGAACGAGGGCAACGUACAGGUCCCGACAGUGGAGACGGUCACUAUCAAUGUUCACGGGAUCAACAUCGAAAUACUUCGCUCUGAGUUUGGUAUUGUUCGGGUGAACUAUCAAAAAUGGAAUCUCCCGAUCAACUUGAACAAUGGCCAGGUGAAGCUUUUCCAGAGAGGUCUGUAUGUCAUCAUGGAGACAGACUUUGGACUGAACCUACAGUACGACUGGAACGAGUACCUCGCCGUCACAGUGCCCGGCAGUUUUGCCGGUAGUGUGUGCGGCCUGUGUGGCAACUUCAACAACAAAGAGGAAGAUGAUCUCACCACUCCCAGUGGUUCAGUGGCCAGCAGCGUGGCAGCGCUGGGAAAUAGCUGGAGGGUUCCCGGUGCCGCAGACGAUGCCGGUUGCCACGAUGCAUGUGACGUGUGUGAAAUCUGUCCUCUCGAUGAAGUUCAAAAAUUACAGAAGCAAAUCUUCUGUAGCGCCCUCAUACUAAAUUUUGUAGAACUUCUGGGUUGUCAACCUGACAUCGACUCCAGCAUCUUUAAAAGUAACUGCAUGCUUGACCUCUGCAGAGGUGAAACUGUGAACACGUAUCUCUGCAACACUCUUCAAGGCUUCGCUGAAAUCUGUCAGAGGUCUGGGGCCAAAGGUCCCAACUGGAGGACUCCGACUGAAUGCCCUACACCCAAGUGCCCAGAAAACAGCCGCUAUGAGUUCUGUGGGAGUGGCUGUCCUGCCACAUGUGCAAACCCAAACACUCCUACAACAUGCAAUGCCACCUGUGUGGAGACAUGUGUCUGUAAUGACGGCUUCAUGCUCAGCGCCACCAAGUGUGUCCCCCAGGCUCAGUGCGGCUGCAUGUAUGAGGGUCACUAUGUGGAAGCCGGAGCCUCCUUCUGGGGCGGUGAGAGCUGCACCAAACGCUACACAUGCUCCGCUGGUGGAAGUUUGUCUUUCAAUCAGAUUAGCUGUCCCGCAGGGCAGCAGUGCCAAGUAGUGGAAGGGAUCAGAGGUUGCUAUCCUGUCAACUACGCAACGUGUAUGGUAUCUGGUGACCCACAUUUUGUGACAUUUGAUGGGGAUCGCUACAACUUCCAGGGCACUUGUGUGUAUCAGAUGGCUGCCGUCUCCUCCAAUCAAACCAGCCUGGAAAAUUUUAGCGUCGUGUUGCAGAAUAAUGGUCAAGAUAAGAAGAUUGGGUCCGUUGUCCAGCUGGUGGAGGUCAAAGUGGAUGAAGACACCAUCGUCAUCAGCAAAGAGCACCCUGGCACUGUUAUGGUAAAUGGCGAGCUCUCCUACCUCCCUUUGACGCUGAACAGCAGUAAACUCCAUCUUUACCCGAGCGGCUGGUUUGCUGUUAUCGAGAUGGACUCCGGAGUGAGCGUGUACUACGACUGGAACAGUGUAGCAAUAGUCACCGUUCCCAGUACGUACAUGGGCAAGAUGCAAGGUCUUUGUGGCAAUUACAACCUCAACCCCAAAGACGACAUGCAGAUGAGAGAUGGGAAACAAGCCACCACCUCUGAGGAGCUCGGUCAAAGCUGGAAAGUCGCCACAAUCCCCGGCUGCGUAGACGGCUGCAGAGGCCCAUGUCCCGGCUGUAACGCCACUCAGAAAGAAACCUACAGCACUAACAGUUACUGUGGCCUCAUCAGCGACCCCGCAGGCCCGUUCCGUGACUGCCACGCCAAGGUCGACCCCGCAGGUUUCCUCAACGACUGCUUGUAUGAUGUCUGUCUUUACCAGGGCGGCAGCAACAUGCAGUGCAAGACUUUCACCGCCUACACAGCCGCCUGCCAGCUGAAAGGUGCCACAGUGUACUCCUGGAGGUCAGCUCAGUUCUGUGACGCUAAGUGUCCAUCGAAUAGCCAGUACGAGCUCUGUGGCAGCGGCUGUCUCCGGUCAUGUCAGAAAGACCCAAACUGUGGAGCUCAGUGCAUGGAAGGAUGCGUCUGUGAUGAGGGUUACCUGCUGAGUGGAGGUAAAUGUUUGCCUGCCGACCAAUGUGGCUGCACAUUUGAGGGGAAAUACUACCAGCACGGACAGGUCUUCUACCCUGAUGUCCUUUGCCAGAAGAAAUGCACCUGUAAUGGCACAGUGCAGUGUAAGCAGUCCUCUUGUGGCACAAAUGAGAAGUGUGAGAUGAAGAAUAACGUGCGAUCAUGUCAGCCUUUGAGAAGCGGACUUUGCUCCAUCUCUGGAGAUCCACAUUACAACACCUUUGACAACAUCACCUAUGACUUCCAAGGCACCUGCACCUACAUCGCCGCUAAAAGCUGCCACAUGAGCGACACGCAGCUCCCCGAGUUCUCUGUGGUGGUGGAGAAUGACAAGUGGUAUGCUUUGUCUGACAAUCCCAAUGUGUCAGUGACAAAGCUUGUAGCGGUAGAAGUUUACGGAACCCUCUUGAUGCUUCGCAAUAAUCAAAUUAAUAUGGUUUGGGUAAAUGGAGUCCUACAUCGCAUUCCUCUAAACCUCUUCAAUGGUGCAGUGAGGGUUUAUCAGGAGGGGGCAAAUGAGGUCAUUAUUACCGACUUUGGACUGAGGGUCACGUAUGAUCUGGUCUACCACGUCACUAUCACUGUGCCUGGAAACUACUACGGCAGAACCUGUGGUCUGUGCGGCAAUUUUAAUGAUGACAAAGCAGAUGAGUUCCAGCUGCCGAAUGGAAAUUUGACCAAUGACUUCCAGACCUUUGGAGCAGCGUGGAAAGUGGCCGUGCCUGGAGCGGUCUGUGAAGAUGGCUGCAGUGGCGACCAGUGCCCCAAAUGUGACGAUUCUAUAGAAGCUGCGAUAAAGGCAAAAUGCUCAAUAAUCACCGAUAUCAAAGGUCCAUUUGCUGCUUGCCAUGAUGUAAUUGAUCCCACCUCCUACUUAAGAGAUUGUGUCUAUGAUGUUUGCAUGUCCAACGAUGAUGAAAGCGUGCUGUGUCAAAGUAUCGCUGCAUACAUGUUAGACUGCCAAUGCUUUGGCAUAAAGAUUGGGAUCUGGAGAAGUGCUUCUUUUUGCCCUUUUACAUGCAGUGCUGGCAGCCAUUAUGACACCUGUGCACUACCGUGUACCUCUCCCUGUCCUGGUCUCCAUGACAUCAUCACAUGCACAACGACUUGUGCUGAGGGCUGUGCCUGUGAUAAAGACUACCUCUACAAUGGAACUGGCUGUGUGCCCACUAACCAGUGCGGCUGCUAUUACAAUGGCCAAACUUACAUGAUUGGAGAGUCCAUUAUAACUGACGACUGUCACAGGAUUCACACCUGCCAGGCCUCUGGUGUAGUUGUGUCCCAAAACAUGUCAUGUGACCCCAACGAGAGAUGCAUGGUCGAGAAAGGCGUGAUGGGCUGCCAUGUUCAGCAUUGCCUUUUGGAGGCCAAUGGGACCUUCACUGCAUUUAAUGGAGUGGAUAGUAUCAUUACAGUGCCAGGAGCCUAUGAGAUUAUCCAGAGCUGUGACGUCUCUCCAACGUCAGUCUGGUUCAGGGUGGUGGCGAAGUUGGAGAUGUGCACUCCUGGUGUCAACACACUUACAGCUGUGUAUGUGUUCUUCAAUGAAGGGGUGAUCACAGUCAACAGGAAACAUGACGUCUGGAUAAAUGGAAGAGCGUUGACUCAACCCACUUUCUCCCAGAACAAUGUGAAAGUGGUGGUCUCUGACAAUACAUUGACAAUUAACACUUCCAGCCUUCAGGUGUCCUUUAGUUCAGCUGAUGAACUCACUAUUACUGUCAGCGACAAAGUCGCUGACGUGGUAUGUGGGGUAUGUGGAACCAUCAGGCCUGCUCAACUACUCAGGCCGAAUGCUGCCUCUGCGUCACUGAACUUUAGGCAGUGGAUAGCUCCAGAUUUCCCCGAAUGUGGUUUGUAAAUUUCAGUCCUGCCAGCUUUCCAUCAACUGCAUUGAUCAACAUCCUUCAGCACUAACCCAACUGACAGCAUCAUUGAUUCAUGAAAUUAUUUGUAUUGAUAUAGAGAAACCCAUAUCCAUGUAAAUCCCAUUCCUUGCUUCUUUUCAAUUUUCAAAAGUCUGAGAAAUAUGUUUGUCCUGUUAAACAUCUGUAAUAAUAAAAAAAUGAAUGAAAACAAA